Molecule: messenger RNA, 1077 nt
Organism: Neoarthrinium moseri
Lineage: Eukaryota; Fungi; Ascomycota; Sordariomycetes; Amphisphaeriales; Apiosporaceae
Exons: 1
Coding region: 1-1077 (358 amino acids)
Source: RefSeq, a predicted model, not a curated record
AUGCCUCGUUCGCAUAAGGCAGUAAAGCCACCCCAGAAUGGAAAGUCGCGGAAGGUGAAGAAGACGAAGUCUCGAAACAGAGUCAAGGUGCUUGGCGAAACACCGCCACGCGCAGAAUGGACUAAAUGGGACGAACGCAAAGAAAAAUACACAGAUUACUACAAACCGCCGUCUCAAACCCUUCCUGAAGAUGCUAUCAUGAGCUUUAUGCUCUCAGAGGAGGGUACUCAAUGGUCAAGGGACCAUGGCUAUCACAACGGAUCGAACCUCCAUGGGCCCAUUGACAAGAUGGAUCUGGCUGCUCGAAUGCGUCAAUACGAAAAGCGAAUGGAAAUUCAGAGACGAGAAGAAGUCUCAGAGCUCGAACGUCUCAAAGAACGUGUCCGCAGCCCGGGCCCAGAGACAGAUCCAAAGGUCAUUGCCAAGAGAAAAGAGAACGACGAGUUUCUGAUGAGUGUUGGAAUCCUACCAAUCCACAUCUGGGAAGCGGAGAAGAAGCUCACUGUCCCGGUAAACAAAGCAGCUGUGGAACUCAAAGAAACUACCAGCAACCAAUCUUCGUCGCCAUCAACAUCACCGCCACCACCAGCGAACACGCCCAGCCCCUCACCCUCCCAGUCAUCAUCUGAAUCAUCUCGGAAACCAUUGCCCGAAUCACAAAAUACAACACCCUAUGUAUCCCCCGUUCCAUCCGCCAAGUCGCGGCCCAGAAUACCAAGAAAACCAAGAAGCUCUUCAACCAAGACGAAGAAUGAGAAGAAGCUCCGUGAUAGAAUGAACAGCGCGGAGGGCGCACCUAACCCCAGCGGAGCGUGCGAGCCCUGUCGCAGAGCCUCACGAGAUUGCCGAGUCAUGCUGUCUGACAUAGACAAGCCCCAGUGCGCAAGGGAAUUCUCUCGGUGCAACUACUGCACGGGCGGCAAACUCUCAGCCGCUGGCUGCAACAUCAAUCCAACUAGAGCUAAUGCAAGGAAAGCCCAGCUGAAGGAGUCGGACAGUAAGAGAAAGUUAGUGGACGAACAGGGAGGAAAUAUGUCAAAGAAAACAAAGUUCUCAUCGGAUGAGAACAGUUACUAA